AUGAACAGCCGCAAAAUCGCCACUUUCACCAAAAUUUACUCAGAAAAGCCUCAAGACCUUGGGGAUGAGUUCCGGUCCAAAGACAUGUACAAACUGCUGAAGGCUUUAACCCCAGAGGAAAACACCUGCUGUCAACAUGGCCUCUACUUCCAGGAUGGUCAGAGGCGUGUUGAUUACAUCCUGACGUAUCCUGUGAAGAAGCCAGCAGGGGGCCGAUCCAGUCGACAGUCAAUGCACCUGCUCACUGAAAUUGCUGGUUCCCGCAGCCUACGCUGUUCCCCCUGGAGUCGUGGCAAACAUGUCCAAUACCACCAAGCAGAAAUGGCGAGAGACUCGUCAUUAUCUCCACCAUCAUCACCACAGUCCAAUGUGGAGCUGGGCUGCCCAGGAGAGAACUUUGAUGGCCAGGAGGAUCAUAAGUCAUUCAGGAGGGAAGAAUUUGAAUGGAAACUACGAGAAAUGGGGCUGGAGCUAGAGAAAGACGAGGAUGCAAAGAUUCCAGGAGUGUGCUUUGUGAAGAUCCAUGCUCCCUGGAAUGUUCUCUGUCGAGAGGCCGAGUUCAUGAAGCUAAAGAUGCCCACAAAGAAGGUAUAUGAAGUCAAACAGUCGAACAGUCUUAUGGAGAAGAUCUGCUCUCUUGUCAGUAAAGUUCUGGAGCCUCUCCAUCCCCAUGUCGAGGAACACCAGCCUAAGAACAUCAAACAUCUGUCGCACACUUUCUCCAGGGAAAAACAACAUCUGUUUGACCUCUCAGACAAAGAUUACUUCUUCGACAGCAAAACCAGAAGUUCAAUAGUAUUUGAAAUACUCAAAAGAACCAAAUGCAAAGCCAAGUACAGCAUGGGUAUCACCAGUCUCCUGGGUAGUGGUGUCUACACAGCAGCCUAUCCCCUUCAUGAUGGAGAUAUUGAUGAGGAGAGCGCAGAGUCCAAUGACAGAAAGCUUUUGUAUGAAGAGUGGGCAAACUAUGGUGUCUUCUACAAGUACCAACCCAUCGGACUUGUGCGGAAGUAUUUUGGUGAGAAGAUUGGCCUGUACUUCGCAUGGUUGGGUCUGUAUACCCAAAUGCUGAUUCCUGCAUCUCUAGUUGGAGUCAUUGUCUUUCUGUAUGGAUGUGCCACAGUUGAUGAUAACAUACCAAGUAUGGAGAUCUGCCACCCAAAGAACAACAUCACCAUGUGUCCUCUGUGUGACAGAGUGUGCAGCUACUGGAAGCUUAGUACUGCCUGUGGAACUGCCAGGGCUAGUCACCUGUUCGACAAUCCCGCCACUGUGUUCUUUUCUAUUUUCAUGGCUCUGUGGGCUGCCAUGUUCAUGGAGCAUUGGAAGAGGAGACAGAUGAGACUGAAUUAUGAAUGGGACCUGACUGGGUUUGAAGAUGAGGAGGAAGCUCUCAAGGACCACCCCAGGGCUGAGUAUGAAUUCAGGGUCAUGCAGAAAUCUCUGAGCAAACAUCAGAUAUCACAUCAAAAGAUGGAAAAACUUACAUGUCAAGACCGUCUCCCUGCCUACAUGACUAACAUUGUCAUGAUGCUGUUAAUGAUUGGUGUUACGUUUGCCAUUGUAUUUGGUGUGAUUCUCUACCGGAUCUCCACCAAAGCUGCUCUUCAUAUGAGCUCCAAUCCAACCACACGGAACCAUGUACAACUAACAGUCAAAACCACAGCAGCUAUUAUCAACCUGGUGGUCAUCCUCAUACUGGAUGAGGUCUAUGGAGCUGUGGCACGAUGGCUCACUGUGUUAGAGGUUCCAAAAACAGACAAGAGUUUUGAGGAACGACUGAUCUUCAAGACCUUCAUUCUCAAGUUUGUCAAUGCUUUCAGCCCCAUCAUCUACAUUGCUUUCUUUAGGGGAAGACUGGUAGGCAGACCAGGCAGCUACCUGUAUGUAUUUGAAUCCUACAGAAUGGAAGAGUGUGCUCAUGGAGGCUGUCUGAUGGAGCUGUGUAUCCAGCUGAGCAUCACCAUGUUGGGGAAGCAGCUAAUUCAGAAUAACCUUUUUGAGAUUGGAAUACCGAAACUAAAGAAGCUGAUUCGCUUCAUCCGGUCAAAGCAAGGGGCUUUUCAAGAAGAAGAGAGGCAGAAGAAGCUGCAGAGAUAUGAAAUUGACCACUUCCUCGAACCAUUUGCUGGGUUAACACCUGAAUAUAUGGAAAUGAUCAUUCAGUUUGGUUUUGUCACAUUGUUUGUGGCAUCCUUCCCCCUGGCUCCGCUUUUUGCUCUGCUAAACAACAUCAUCGAAAUACGACUUGAUGCCAAGAAAUUUGUGACUGAAUUGCGUCGACCAGUGGCAGCAAGAGCCAAAGACAUUGGUAUAUGGUACAACAUCCUAAGAGGGGUAGCAAAAGUGGCUGUCAUCAUUAAUGCAUUUGUUAUCUCCUUCACCUCUGACUUCAUCCCUCGGAUGGUCUACCAGUACAUGUACAGCCCUGAUGGUUCCAUGCAUGGAUUUGUCAACCAUACUCUGUCCCAUUUUAAUGUCAGCCACUUCCAGGAUGGCAAAGAGCCCAUGGAUCCAUUGCAUCUUGGCUAUCCAGUUGGGAUCUGCAGGUAUAAGGACUACAGAGAGCCUCCUUGGUCAACCACUCCGUAUGAGAUCUCCAAGGAAUUUUGGGCAGUGCUUGCUGUGCGACUGGCCUUUGUCAUUGUUUUCCAGAAUGUUGUGAUGCUGAUGAAUGACAUUGUGGACUGGCUAAUUCCAGACAUCCCUAAAGACAUCAGCAUGCAGAUCCACAAGGAGAAGAUUUUAUUGGUGGAUCUCUUCAUGAAGGAAGAGCAUGGUAAGAUCCACAUCAUUGAGAGGAGGGCCUCUACUGGAGGAAAGGAGAACAGCAGCUGGAGCAAAAACAACAACGCAAUGGCUAACCCAUACUUCGGGCUACACACCAACAGCUUCUAA
This is a messenger RNA of Scomber japonicus (chub mackerel), 2898 nucleotides long. RefSeq names its product anoctamin-1-like. Gene Ontology annotation, biological process: chloride transmembrane transport. Gene Ontology annotation, cellular component: plasma membrane. Gene Ontology annotation, molecular function: chloride channel activity; protein dimerization activity. The record is from RefSeq and is a predicted model, not a curated record. Bases 1 to 2898 code for a protein of 965 amino acids. The transcript has 26 exons. NCBI's taxonomy places the organism in Eukaryota, Metazoa, Chordata, Actinopteri, Scombriformes, Scombridae.